This is a messenger RNA of Aureobasidium melanogenum CBS 110374, 1347 nucleotides long. Its product is annotated as GroES-like protein. The transcript has 3 exons. Gene Ontology annotation, molecular function: oxidoreductase activity; zinc ion binding. Lineage: Eukaryota; Fungi; Ascomycota; Dothideomycetes; Dothideales; Saccotheciaceae. The coding region runs from base 1 to 1347 and encodes 448 amino acids. The record is from RefSeq and is a predicted model, not a curated record.
AUGGCAGCAGUAUCACAAGCAGCAUCCCUGGCUGAGAAGGCCAUUGGCCACGGCGACAACGCCAUCACCGCCCAGGACGUUACCAACCCUGCAAGAGACAGAGCAAAGUAUGGCGACUCCAGCGAGAUGAUGAAGGCUUUGGUCUGGCAAGGCAAGAACACAGUCGAGGUCAUUGACUGCCCCAAGCCCAAGAUCAUCGAGCCCCGCGAUGUCAUCCUCAAGGUUACUGGCAGCACCGUCUGUGGCUCCGACCUCCACUUGCUACACGGCUCGGUUGUCGAGAUGGAGAAGGGCGACAUCCUCGGCCACGAGUUCUGUGGUAUCAUUGACGAGGUCGGCUCUGCAGUCACGAACCACAAGGUCGGCGAACGUGUCGUUGCUUCUUUCCAGAUUGCUUGCGGAGACUGCAUGUACUGCAAGAAGAAGUUGUCGUCGCAAUGCGAGAAGACCAAUUCCAACACCAUCGAGAACGCCAUGUACGGUGGCCGCACCGCCGGCAUGUUCGGAUACUCUCACUUCACUGGCGGCUUCGCUGGUGGUCAAGCCGAAUAUGUCCGAGUUCCUUGCGGUGAUGUCAACCUCCUUCACCUGCCCGACGAUGUUCCUGAUGAGAAGGGUCUCUACCUGUCCGAUGUUGUCAGCACCAGCUGGAACUGUGUUGUCGACACCGGUGUCAAGGAGGGUGAUGUCGUUGCCAUCUGGGGUGCCGGUCCCAUCGGUCAGAUGUGUAUUGACUUCUCCUAUAUGAAUGGCGCCAAGCGUGUCAUUGUCAUUGACCAGAACUGGCGUCUCGACUACUGCAAGUCCAAGUACCCCAACAUUGAGACUAUCGACUUCUCCAACUUGCCCAAGGGUGAGACUGUUGUCAGCACUUUGAAGAAGAUGGAGCACGGUGGCCCUGAUGUCGCUCUCGAGUGUGUGGCUGGCGAAUAUCCCAAGAGCUGGGCACACACCAUUGAGCUCAUGGCUGGUCUGGAGACUGACACUCCUGAGAUCAUCAAUGAGAUGCUCGAAAGUGUUAAAAACUACGGACGUUGCGGUAUUACUGGUGUUUACGUCGGCUACACCAACCACUUCAACAUUGGCACGUUGAUGGAGCGCGGUAUCCGCCUUAUCGGCAACGGACAGGCUCCCGUCCACCUCUACUGGGAGAAGCUUCUCAAGUACAUCCAAGAGGGCAAGAUUGACCCCUUGAAGAUGGUCACCCACCGUGUCGCCAUGGAAGACCUCGACAAGGUCUACUACAUGUUUGAGAAGAAGGAGGAUGGCAUGCAAAAGGUGUACGUCGAGACCAAGUUCUCGCAACCCGCUUGCGCCGGCAGCCCUGCCCUCAAGAGAUACUCUUAG